UCCAGAGUGUUUUCAAGAUUGAAGCUACCGCCCGCAUUUACCCAGGCUAGAGAUGAUCAUGGGGAAAAUAGAUUACGGCUCGCUGAUAUUUUGAGACGCUGAAAAAAUCGAUUGUUGGUAUUGUCACGUAUUCAAAGCAUGUGAGAUCCCACAAGUUAGGUCAGUAAUUUAAAGGGGAGAGGAGGGCCCCAACAAGGAGCUGAAAUAAGCUGCAUGUAAGGGAUAAGAGUGUUUUUUCCUGCGCUCUGUCAACUCAUUAUUUGGUAACAGAGGUGGAACGUAUGAUUGCAGCGCAGCGGGGAGUCCUGCCCACAGAUCCGUGGGUGAAGCACACAUUCACCGGGAAAGUCUCCUCCACCGCAUCUAUAGACGCACAGGAGAGAGAAGCUGCUGCUCCCUGUAGCUGCUUUCAGCCUCCUUCUACAAACAAGAUUCAUAGCCAAAGACAUGAGGGGGGAACAUCUCAUUUUAGGCUUAGGUAGGAAACCAACAGGGAAAAAAAUAAUUUCCCCCCUCAUUUACACGUUUUAGAAUCGGCUGCGUAAAAACCAACAUCUGUUGUUAAAAAAAAUCCCUUUCUUGUCCCUCGGAGGGGAAAUUAGUCUGUGGGUUUGACCCCUCCCUUAAGGAGCUGGGUGCUGGUGCAGUGGGCGGCGCACAGGGAGCAACCUGUGGUUGAAGGGUCUUCCUCAGGGACCCACAGUGACCAGUUUUGAACCGGCGACCUUUGCAGCCUCUCCAGAAGGCAAACUCUUCCUAGCCACUAGAGCAGGGCUCCCUGAAAGGUCCGAGCAUUUCCUCCGCAGUUCCGUUCACAGCUCCUGCCAGUCUUACUGCCUGUACGGGCGAGGCAUUGCUAGCGUUGCCUUCAGCGGCAGAAGGCUGCGUCUGAAGUCACAAACAGGUACGAUGACACACCAACAAACUGCUUAUUCCUUUUGCUCAUGCAUAUUCUUCUCUUUUUAAUUUAUUUAAUGGCUUUGCCUUUAUCAGACAGUUGGGCUUUAUUUAGCCAAACCUAACUCAGUAAUUGCUCAGAAAAGCAAUUCUAGUCACUCUCUUAAAGAAUAACGACAUUUUUAAUCAAUCUGUCCCCUCGCAGAUUGCCACAUGAAACAAAGUCAUCUGUUGUUUUGCAAAGGAAAAUCUGAAAUGAUGAAUGUAUCCCGCUGUUUUAGACCCCCGGGUAGUUUAAUAUGGUUGAAGAAUGGCAGUUUUCCACAGUGUCUGUGUGCGUUUUCAUGCAUCCAGCGAAUUAAGCUCAGAUUGUACUCAUCCUAAUAACUCUGUCAGCUUCACAUGUUAAUUUGUCCCUCCCGGCCCCCCCGCUGCUAAUGUGAGCCUCAUUUAGCGGACAGCGUUGUUUAUCUGUGUGCAAUGCUAACUGCUUUAUUCAGUAGAACUGUGCAACGGAUUGUCUCUUAUGUUGUUGUUUUUUUUUCUUUGUUUCUGUGUUUGUUUGUGUUCUGCAUGCUAAUCUUGGCUUAAUCCGGACUUGUGCUUUUUGCAACAGCUGGCUACGCUGCAGAAGGAGAAGUCAGAGAUCCUGAAGAACCUGGCUCUCUACUACUUUACCUUUGUCGACGUCAUGGAAUUCAAGGACCACGUGUGUGAGCUGCUGAACACGAUUGAUGCCUGCCAAGUCUUCUUUGACAUUACCGUGAACUUUGACCUGACCAAGAACUAUCUGGACCUGGUGGUGACAUACACUACUCUGAUGAUAAUCCUCUCCCGCAUAGAGGAGAGGAAGGCCAUUAUAGGACUGUACAACUACGCCCACGAGAUGACCCACGGGUCCAGUGACAGAGAAUACCCCAGGCUGGGUCAGAUGAUCGUCGACUACGAGAAUCCUUUGAAGAAGAUGAUGGAGGAGUUUGUCCCACAUGGAAAGUCGCUGUCGGACGCGUUGAUCAGCCUUCAGAUGGUCUAUCCCAGGAGGAAUCUGUCCGCCGACCAGUGGAGGAACGCCCAGCUGCUCUCUCUGAUCUCUGCUCCCUCCACAAUGCUCAACCCUGCUCAGUCAGACACUAUGCCUUGUGAAUACCUGUCAUUGGACGCCAUGGAGAAAUGGAUCGUGUUCGGCUUCAUCCUGUGCCACGCGGCGCUGAACAGCGACGCGGCGGCGCUGUCUCUGUGGAAGCUGGCUCUGCAGAGCUCCACCUGCCUCUGCCUGUUCAGGGACGAGGUCUUCCACAUCCACAAGGCCGCAGAAGACCUGUUCGUCAACAUCAGAGGGUAUAACAAACGCAUCAAUGACAUCAGAGAGUGCAAAGAACAGGCGCUGUCUCACGCAGGCUCCAUGCACAGAGAGAGGCGCAAGUUCCUCCGAUCAGCUCUGAAGGAGCUGGCGACCGUUUUAGCCGACCAGCCCGGACUUCUAGGCCCAAAGGCAUUGUUCGUGUUCAUGGCGUUGUCGUUCGCUCGAGACGAGAUCAUCUGGCUGCUACGGCACGCAGACAACAUCCAGAAGAAAAGCACCGACGAUUUCAUAGACAAGCACAUUGCAGAGUUGAUCUUCUACAUGGAGGAGCUCCGAGCUCACGUCAGGAAAUACGGCCCUGUGAUGCAGCGCUACUACGUCCAGUACCUGUCCGGCUUUGAUGCCGUCGUUCUGAACGAGAUGGUGCAGAACCUGUCAGUUUGUCCGGAGGAUGAAUCCAUAAUCAUGUCUUCGUUCGUCAACACCAUGACCUCUCUGAGCGUCAAACAAGUGGAAGACGGAGAUGUGUUUGACUUCAGGGGGAUGAGACUGGACUGGUUCAGACUGCAGGCUUACACCAGUGUCUCCAAAGCGAGUCUCGGCAUAGCCGACCACAAGGAGCUCGGCAAAAUGAUGAACACCAUCAUCUUCCACACAAAGAUGGUGGAUUCCCUGGUGGAGAUGUUGGUGGAGACGUCAGACCUGUCCAUCUUCUGUUUCUACAGCCGCGCAUUUGAGAAAAUGUUCCAGCAGUGUUUGGAGCUUCCCUCCCAAAGCCGCCACUCCAUCUGCUUCCCUCUGCUCUGCGCGCACUUCAUGUCCUGCACACAUGAGCUCUGUCCUGAAGAGGUGAGAGAGCUGGGGAGCUGCACACCCGGCUCACGUCACCACAUAGGGGACCGGAGCCUGUCGCUGUGCAACAUGUUCCUGGACGAGAUGGCCAAGCAGGCCAGAAACCUGAUCACUGACAUCUGCACGGAGCAGUGCACCCUCAGCGACCAGCUGCUGCCGAAGCACUGCGCUAAAACCAUCAGCCAGGCCGUGAACAAGAAGAGCAAGAAGGCGACAGGAAAGAAGGGCGAGCCGGAGAGGGAGAAACCCGGAGUGGAGAGCAUGAGGAAGAACCGGCUAAUGGUCACCAAUCUGGAUAAACUGCACACAGCGCUGUCAGAGCUCUGCUUCUCCAUCAACUACGUUCCCAACCUGGCGGUGUGGGAGCACACGUUCACACCGAGAGAGUACCUCACCUCGCACCUGGAGAUCCGAUUCACCAAGUCCAUAGUGGGGAUGACCAUGUACAACCAGGCCACCCAGGAGAUCGCCAAGCCCAGCGAGCUGCUGACCAGCGUGCGAGCUUACAUGACGGUGCUGCAGUCCAUAGAGAACUACGUCACCAUCGACAUCACCCGAGUGUUCAACAACGUCCUCCUGCAGCAGACGCAGCACCUGGACAGCCACGGGGAGCCCACCAUCACCAGCCUCUACACAAACUGGUACCUGGAAACACUGCUCCGCCAGGUCAGCAACGGACACAUCGCCUACUUCCCCGCCAUGAAGGCCUUCGUCAACCUGCCCACUGAGAACGAGCUGACCUUCAACGCCGAGGAAUACUCAGACAUCUCAGAGAUGCGUUCGCUGUCUGAGUUGCUGGGGCCGUACGGGAUGAAGUUCCUCAGCGAGAGCCUGAUGUGGCACAUCUCGUCGCAGGUUGCUGAGCUAAAGAAACUGGUGGUGGAAAACAUGGAGGUGUUGACCCAGAUGAGGACCAGCUUUGACAAACCAGACCACAUGGCUGCGCUCUUCAAGAAACUCACCUCUGUGGACAGCGUUCUGAAGAGGAUGACCAUCAUUGGCGUCAUUUUAUCCUUCCGCUCUCUCGCUCAGGAAGCUUUGAGAGAUGUGUUGUCUUGUCACAUCCCCUUCCUGGUCAGUUCGGUGGAGGACUUCAAGGACCACAUCCCCCGGGAGACGGACAUGAAGGUGGCCAUGAACGUCUACGAGCUGUCCUCGGCCGCCGGCUUACCCUGCGAGAUCGACCCGGCCCUGGUGGUGGCGCUGUCCUCCCAGAAGAGCGAGAACAUCAGUCCAGAGGAGGAGUAUAAAAUCGCCUGUCUGCUGAUGGUGUUCGUGGCCGUUUCCCUGCCAACGCUGGCCAGCAAUGUGAUGUCGCAGUACAGCCCCGCCAUUGAGGGCCACUGCAACAACAUCCACUGUUUGGCCAAAGCCAUCAAUCAGAUUGCUGCGGCUCUCUUCACCAUCCACAAGGGAAGCAUAGAGGACCGCCUGAAGGAGUUCCUGGCUCUGGCCUCAUCCAGCCUCCUGAAGAUCGGCCAGGAGACGGACAAGAUGACCACACGAAACAGAGAGUCUGUUUACCUGCUGCUGGACAUGAUUGUGCAGGAGUCUCCCUUCCUGACCAUGGACCUGCUGGAGUCCUGCUUCCCUUACGUCCUGCUGCGAAACGCCUACCACGCCGUCUACAAACAGAGCCUCAGCGCCAGCGCAUAGACGCAGCCCAGGCGCUCAGAUGUACAUACAAACACUACAGCUACACACUAAUCCAUCAAGGCCUCAGCUGACUUCUCUGACCAACCAACCAACACUAUCCACACGUAAACAAAAAGCUUAACACACUACAGAAGCCCCUAAUUACUUUAACCAACACACACACGCACACAUCCAGCUGGAAAAACUGGGGGAUCAGUGUCUUUAUUUCUAUCAUUGUUUUCCAUGACGUUGCCAGGGACCAUGACCACUGCAACACUUAUUAUAUGAGGUUUUAAUGAACAAAAAUAUAAAGAUUAUAGUAUAUAUAUAAAGCUGACACUGAACUAUUCCUUUUUGUUCUUAUUUUAAUAGACGUUUUGAGAUUUCUAUUGUCCAGCUGAAACUUCUCUGGUGAUUCGGAUGCUUACUUUUGGGAAUGCAAUGGUUGUGACGUGCUGUGGGGUUCUUCUAACUUUGUGUCGUGGAGGACAGCGGGCGCAGGGCCCAGAGACAUGUUCCACACUGACAGGCAUCCCGAGCCGAUACCAUGCUACUUACCUAACAAUCUUCCUACAUGUCAUGGCAUAAAAACUCACAUUUGUAUAACACGGUGAUGCUUUUUUUGUUUGUUUUUUUUCUUUUUUUCUAGGUAGUCGUAACGAGCUGUUUGUGGGUAAAGAUAUGCUGUCUGUAUUCUACUUUGAUGUGACCUGAACCUGUCUGUUUUUAAUGUUUCCGUUUUGUUCUUUUUAUGAUGACGACAAUGAUGACCAUUUGCCAAAUGUGUGACACUAAAAACUUGUGUAUGAGGGCUCGGAGGCGCUGCGGUGUUCAUUAAUGGUGUGCGACGGCAUUUUCAGCGCGACUGUGCGGCAGCUUUGUUAACAGGAACAAAAGAGCCGAGCUUUCUCUGAGGGAACGGUUCUCCCCCCCCCCCCCCCCCAGCGGUUCCCUCUUCUGACCGUCUACGGCCUUCGAAUCGAGGCCCUCGUCAGAGCAGAUUCGGGGGUUCUCCUCAUCCCACUUGUACACUCUUGAAGCUGAAAGGCAUUUGAAGCAGCCGCUGUCUAAAGCUGACCAUCCACACUCCGAGGUUUUAUUAAUCUGUUGUGCUUAACUUUAUCGAGAGGAAGGGAAUCGGACCGGUUCCUCUGCUGAAAAGCGACUCCGUCGUUCUCCAUCUCUGACCUGUGAAACUCUACAAAAACCUGGAGCUGCGAUCAGACAAAAAUAAAUAUAUAUAUGUAAACAC
Messenger RNA from Fundulus heteroclitus (mummichog), 5939 nucleotides. It is a transcript of the gene nckap1, whose product is annotated as NCK-associated protein 1. The record is from RefSeq and is a predicted model, not a curated record. Lineage: Eukaryota; Metazoa; Chordata; Actinopteri; Cyprinodontiformes; Fundulidae. Gene Ontology annotation, cellular component: SCAR complex. Bases 1589 to 4708 code for a protein of 1039 amino acids. Gene Ontology annotation, biological process: cell morphogenesis; cell migration; neuron projection morphogenesis. The transcript is spliced from 30 exons.